CUCAAAAAGUUAGCUAAACGUUUAUCAAUAACGCGUAUGUUUAAAUAUUUAAUCAAUGUGCAAUUCCAAGCUGAGAGCCUUUAAAAAUAUGUCCGCAGCUGGCAGUUGGUGUUGAAUUCCCAAGCAGCUACAAAUUGGACUUAAAACGUGACCAAAAGCAAUUCCUCGCAAAUACAAAUACAAAUAAAAUGUUUUAAAGAUGUUGCAAGUAAAGAAACAACGUGCAACGCGGCCGGCGGCAACGUUAAUCAGCGCCCUGCUGCUGGGCGCAUUAAUAAUUCAAGGCGUGGCAGCGUCAACGGCAGCGACGUCGACGGCGGGCGAAGCUCAGCGAGUGCACGAACCAAAUGUUGCGGCAGCGCGCGCUGCUGUGGUGAAUAGGGCGUCAGUCGAGACGCGCAAUGCCGCGCCGCAUCGCCUGCCGCGCAGCGUAUUCCAUGUGCGCUGGAAUCCCAAUGAAAAAUUCAUUGUGGAGAGUCGCGAAAGCCCGGCCAUUAACUCAUCCAAGCUGGCGCCGCAUCCGCGCCUAAAGGUGUCCAAGAACACCAAACUGACGCUCAGUCCGAAAUUGUAUCUUUGCCACGACAAAUACUCGGCCGAAUGCCACAACAAGACCGCCUCCUUCCGGCGCCGCAUUGUGCAAUCCUUUGAGCGCUCGAUGAGCGAGGCGCUCAACGAGUCCAAUCACUACAACGUCGACUAUAAGCCCGUCUUUGGGGACAGUUUCGAGGAGCAGUAUUAUCCCUCCAGCUGCCUGGUAAUGGAGGCGGGUGUGCGCGUCCUGCGCCGCAAGGAUGCGCCGUUCAAUAAGCUGCCCUUCGGUCGCCUCUUUCCGCGCCAGAAACUCUUUCGCAACGUGAAGAGCGUCAAGACCUGUGCGAUUGUCUCCAGCGCCGGUUCGCUGGCGGGCUCCAAGCUGGGACGCUUCAUAGAUAACCACGACAUCGUCAUGAGAUUCAAUCACGCGCCGACCCACGGACACGAAGUGGAUGUGGGCAGCAAGACCACAAUACGUGUCGUCAAUUCCCAAGUGGUGACCAAGCCGGAGUUUGAUUUUGCGCAUGCGCCGAUCUUUAGGAACGUUACGAUUGCCGCCUGGGAUCCGGGACGUUACAAUGGCACCCUCGAGGAUUGGCUGACCACCGCCGAUUACGAUUUGUUCACCAACUACGAGAUCUACAGGCGCCGUUAUCCCAAAUCACGCGCCUUUCUCAUCGAUCCGCAUUCGGUGUGGCGCCUGUGGCAAAGCCUGCAAAUGUUUGCCGGCAAUCGAUCCAUACGACGUAAUCCACCCAGUUCCGGUUUUAUAGGCUUGGCCUUGUUGUUGCCGCACUGUCCCCAGGUGGACUUUGUGGAAUAUGUGCCCUCCACACGACUCAACGGACGCUGUCACUACUACAGCAAAGAGAUGAACUCCGCCUGCACAUUCGGCUCUUGGCAUCCGUUAGCCGCCGAGAAGCUGAUGGCGCUGGACAUGAAUGUGGCCGAUGAUAUGUCCGUCUUCCAGUUCGGCAUCCUGCGCAUCCGGCGACCCGACAAGCUGCUCUGCGGCUUUAACUUCUUCGGUUACUGAUCCCUUGAUCCGCCACGCU
This is a messenger RNA of Drosophila novamexicana, 1592 nucleotides long. RefSeq names its product beta-galactoside alpha-2,6-sialyltransferase 2 (gene SiaT). Lineage: Eukaryota; Metazoa; Arthropoda; Insecta; Diptera; Drosophilidae. The transcript has 6 exons. The record is from RefSeq and is a predicted model, not a curated record. Gene Ontology annotation, molecular function: sialyltransferase activity. The coding region runs from base 200 to 1573 and encodes 457 amino acids.